Molecule: messenger RNA, 2027 nt
Organism: Mauremys mutica (yellowpond turtle)
Lineage: Eukaryota; Metazoa; Chordata; Testudines; Geoemydidae
Gene: MBTPS2
Product: membrane bound transcription factor peptidase, site 2
Exons: 12
Coding region: 220-1590 (456 amino acids)
Biological process (GO): regulation of response to endoplasmic reticulum stress; membrane protein intracellular domain proteolysis
Cellular component (GO): cytoplasm; membrane
Molecular function (GO): metalloendopeptidase activity; protein binding
Source: RefSeq, a predicted model, not a curated record
GUAUGCGGGAACCGCCGCCGCUGCCGCCGCCUCCUCCUCGGUGCCGCAAUGAUCCCGAUCCCGGUGGUGGUUUGCGUGCUGGGGGGCUGGUGCGUCAUUUACCUGGCGGACACGCUGCUGAGGCCAGUUUCCCAUGAAUCCCCUCCACCCUGGAGUAAAAUCACCCGGAACAAUUUUUAGUCAUCUAGCUCUCUGAAAGCAUCUUAUGAAGAUUGGUUGAUGUCAUAUGGGCUGAGCAUCUCUCCUUUUCAUAUGCGAUGGCAAACUGCUCUAUUCAACCGUCUAUUCUACAGUUGGGGACGAUGGAAACCCAGAUUUCUUUAUCUAUGGUUCAGUAUAGGAAUGGUGUUUGGCAUAGUUGCCAUGUUUGGUUCUGUUGUUCUCCUUGGAAAGACACUGAUGCAGACACUGACGCUGAUGAUAACUGAGGCCCCUGCAGGCCAGAAUGAUCGUAUGUUGCAAGUCGUGGUGCCUGGUGUAAAUCUGCCCAUCAGCCAACUGACGUAUUUCUUCACUGCAAUCCUCAUCAGUGGUGUUAUACAUGAAGUCGGCCACGGGGUGGCAGCUAUUCGAGAACAAGUACGGUUUAAUGGAUUUGGGAUUUUUAUCUUUAUUGUAUAUCCUGGAGCAUUUGUCGACCUUUUUACCACCCACUUGCAACUUAUAUCUCCAGUCCAGCAGUUGAGAAUAUUUUGUGCAGGUGUCUGGCAUAAUUUUGUUCUUGGUGUUGCGAGUCUCAUAGUUCUGUUCCUGCUGCCAGCAAUUCUUUUCCCAUUUUACUACACAGGUGUUGGGGCACUUGUCACUGAGGUCACAGAGGAUUCUCCUGCCAAUGGACCCAGAGGUCUUUUUGUAGGGGACCUUGUAACUAAUCUUCAAGACUGCUCAGUUCGUGGUGUGGAAGACUGGAAUUCCUGCCUAGGAGAGAUCUCGCAGAAGACACAAAUUGGGUACUGCAUAAAUGCAGCAACCCUACAGCAGUUAAGCUUCCCAGCCAGGGUCUACAGAAGACUUGAUGGCACUGUUGAAUGUUGUAGUAACAGCAGCCUCACUGACGUUUGCUUUUCAUACAGCAAUAACUUGGACAGCCACCUGUAUGCCUGUCUGCCAGCACGAAAAGCUAUUGAGGCCAGCCAAGUCUGUCGAACCAACAUGGAUUGCCAGAAGGAUUUUGUUCCAAGUUUGUGUGUGACACCUUCUUUAGAAAAUCAGACGAGACUAAUCAGAGUGAAACAUCCACCCCACGUUGACAUGUUGUUUGUAGGACACCCAAUGCAUCUUCAGUAUACAGUGAGCCUCAGCAGUUUUGUACCACGACAUAACUUUCUAAGCAUUGAUCUGCCUGUGGUGAUAGAGACAAUGUGCAAAUAUCUAAUUUCACUGUCAGGAGCCUUGGCAGUUAUCAAUGCAGUACCCUGCUUUGCACUGGAUGGUCAAUGGAUAUUAAACUCUUUCCUGGAAGCCACUCUUGCUUCACUGAUUGUAGAGAAACAAAACCGAGAGCUUGUUGGCUUUUUAAUCUUGCUUGCUGGCAGUGCACUUUUGGCUGCCAACGUGGCACUGGGACUUUGGUUGGUGACAGCCCGAUAGUAUAUUGGAAACAUUUCUGCAUCUGAUUACUUCCAUGAAUUCUCCAAGUACACACAAAGUAAUGAAAUCCAUUGCCUUGUAAAACUUGCCCUGUCUGAGAUAGGAAUAACUUCCUUAAAAUUCCAUUGGAAGAAAGAUUGGUGAUUGGAGUUGUAUGUUAAUUUAACUGCAAAAUCUUGUGCAGAUAAUGGAAAAGUUUAAAGAGUAAGAACUCUUCUCUUUUAAUAUUGUUUUAAAAGCACUGUGAUCAUUCUGGAGAAAUUACACUGAAACAAUUUUACAAGGAAAAGACUCAGGCUUGGUGAAUUUAGAUUCCAAAAUGAAGGAAUAUAUGUGACAUUGAAGUCUUGUAUACUGUGAGGGGGAAAAACCUACUUGAGCUCUGUUUUGUAAUUUGAAUAAAUAUGAGAUGCUCUGCAUUGGCUCUGCUCAAGCAG